This is a messenger RNA of Loa loa (African eye worm), 1559 nucleotides long. RefSeq names its product gamma-aminobutyric acid receptor subunit beta. Lineage: Eukaryota; Metazoa; Nematoda; Chromadorea; Rhabditida; Onchocercidae. The record is from RefSeq and is a predicted model, not a curated record. Gene Ontology annotation, biological process: chloride transmembrane transport; nervous system process; signal transduction. Gene Ontology annotation, cellular component: neuron projection; synapse; membrane. Gene Ontology annotation, molecular function: neurotransmitter receptor activity; extracellular ligand-gated monoatomic ion channel activity; GABA-A receptor activity. Bases 30 to 1466 code for a protein of 478 amino acids. The transcript is spliced from 12 exons.
GAAAUUUUAGAUAAUUACUGGACAACUUAAUGGGAUCUACCAUAGUAAUAUUAUUGAUUGCUUUGUUUUAUACGAUGAAAGCAUUUCGACUUCUUGAAGAUGAAUAUGAUCCGCAGACCAGAAAAAUCUCAGAAAUAUUAGACGUCCUUAUCGAUAAUAAUACUUAUGAUAGACGUCUAAGGCCAAAACAUGGUGAAGAACCGGUAAACGUUGGUAUUACGUUACAUGUGUCAAGCGUUAGUGCAAUAUCCGAAGUUGAUAUGGACUUUACGAUCGAUUUUUAUUUGAGGCAAACUUGGAAUGACCCACGCCUUGCAUUUAGCCAUUACCUGUAUGGUAUCUUCGAAAAUAACAUUGAUUCAUUAACGGUUGGCGUAGAUUAUCUACAGAAAUUAUGGAAACCAGAUACAUUUUUCCCGAAUGAGAAGAGGUCAUACUUUCACGUAACUACAACGCAUAAUUCAUUCUUGCGCAUCUAUCCAAACGGCAACGUAUUUACCAGUCAGAGGCUAACUGUUACAGCUAUAUGUAACAUGGAACUUCAGUUAUUCCCUAUGGAUUCCCAGAAAUGCAAACUUGAAAUUGAAAGCUAUGGAUACAGCGUAUUAGAUAUUGUUUACUUUUUCAAUAACUCGAAAAAUCCAGUAUCGAAAUCAGAAUUUGAAUUGCCUCAGUUUGUACUCAUCGAUAUACAAGUUGCAUCACGAAAUGUUGCCUUAGUUUCUGGCAACUACUCACGUCUAACCUGCACAUUUCUUUUCAAGCGAAAUAUAGGAUUCUACAUAAUUCAAGUUUAUUUACCCUCAAUUUUGAUCGUUAUCAUAUCGUGGGUAUCUUUCUGGCUCAACCGUGAUGCAACUCCAGCACGAGUAGCGCUUAGUGUACUUACCAUACUUACUAUGACUACACUUACCGCAACUACAAAUGCCUCAAUGCCGAAAGUUUCUUACGUUAAAAGCAUCGACAUAUUUCUCGGUGUAUCAUUCAUUAUGGUAUUCAGUUCAUUACUUGAAUUUGCUGCCGUUGGAUAUAUCAGUAAAAGAAUAAAAUUGAACGAAAGGAAGCAAAUGGAUAUGUGUAGGAAGUUACCAAGUGCAUUAUCAGCCUGCUUCUAUACUAUGCCAUCAAGAACAGAGGACACUAUAAUUCCGCUCUAUCAUCCAUUUUAUUCAUCUCGUGAUAAAAAUUCCAUUCUGUACAAUGGAGGCGCAAUCAAACCACCUGUAAUUCUGAAAAAAGGUGAAUGUCAAUGUCCGAUACCUCCACCAUCACCGACAUCGGCAUUUCAUAUAAAGAAAACCCCAAAAAAGGAAUAUAUAAUAUUGUUCUGUGUCAUACGACCCAAUAAAAUCGAUAAAUAUUCGCGAUUUAUUUUUCCUUUGAUUUUCCUGGUAUUCAACAUAAUAUACUGGUUCUAUUACUACAGCAUCAGCGGUACGGAGCUUACGAAUAUAGACUUGCUGUGAAACAGUUACUGUACCCUCAGUUUCCCACUUCAUGCAUCACUUUUUCCAUAAUUCCAUCGUUCAAUUUUCAGGGAAUAAUGCUAUCCAUAAGAG